AUGACGGAAACGAAGUUAUCAGGAAAGAGAUUGUACUAUACGAUCAAUGCAGUAGCUGGAUUGGCGAUCUUCUUUUUCGGCUAUGACCAGGGAAUGAUGGGUGGAGUCAACACCUCUCCAGAUUAUGUUCGAGUUAUGGGAUUAGGAACUUCAAGCUAUCAGGGCCCUUCAGAGGGUUAUGUGGUGAAGAUUACACAACCCACGAGACAAGGCGGAAUCGUCAGCAUUUAUUAUCUCGGAACAUUGAUUGGAUGCCUCAUGGGUGGUGUUAUGGGCGAUAAAAUUGGUCGACUCAAAACAAUGCUCGUCGGAGGUUUAUGGGUCUUACUUGGUGCAGCACUACAAUGCUCCGCUCAAAACCUUGCGUGGAUGUUAUGUGCGCGUGUUAUAAAUGGGAUCGGAACAGGGUAUUUGAACGCCAUAGUCCCAGUCUGGAGUGCUGAAGUGGCUACUCACACGUCCAGAGGCGCCUUCAUUGCCCUAGAAUUCACUCUCAACAUCUUCGGUGUAGUAGUCGCAUAUUGGCUCGAAUUCGGUCUUGGUUUUGUCGGAGAUGGUCGUUCACAAGUACGGUGGAGGUUUCCAAUCGCCUUCCAGAUGAUACCUAUUGUGGUGUUCAUGGUCGCUCUAUACUGGAUGCCUGAAUCUCCGCGUUGGUUAGUCAAAGCCGGUAGGACAGAGGAAGCGAGAGAGAUUUUGCGACGGCUACGAUACGACUCAACAUCCCCAUCCUCGUUUUCUGCUUCUACCGCGGAUGAAAAAGGGACAGGAAUCUCAAAAGUUCAUGCUACUGCCGACGCGGAAUACAACGCCAUUGUGGAUAUCGUUAAACUCGAACAGAAACACUCCAAGAUGAACAGCUACUGGAAUAUGUUUUGGGGAAUUGGAUCGGGCGAUUUGCACAUUGCGAGGAGGGUGCAGCUCUCGAUUUGGCUGCAAAUCAUUCAAGAGUGGGUCGGAAUUGCAGCUAUAACUGUCUAUGCGCCGACGAUCUUCGCUCAAGCUGGUUAUGCAGCUCGGAAGUCUCAAUGGUUAUCGGGGUUGAAUGACAUAACGUACAUGCUUGCAACUCUACUUGCUGUUGUGACCAUAGACCGCUGGGGUCGUCGUGUAGGUCUCUGGUGGGGCUCUGUCGGUCAGGGUGUCGCAUUGAUCCUAGCAGGCGCAUUUUCUCGCCUACUUCGUGACAACCCUGCAAAACAGGCAGGAUACGGUGGAGCUGCAGCCUUUUUUGUGUUCCUCUACACGGCAGUUUUUGGAGCGACGUGGUUGACUAUACCAUGGGUUUAUCCAACUGAGACGUUCCCAUUGGAAGUCCGAGCAAAAGGGAAUGCCUGGGGUGUUGUUGGCUGGAGUAUCGGGAAUGGCUGGUUGACGUUGUUGAACCCAGUCAUGUUUGCUCGGAUCCAAGAAAAUACUCUUCACAUAUUCGGUGUCAUCAACUUCCUCUCUAUACCGAUGGUCUGGGCAUUCUAUCCUGAAACGGCCAAUCGGACGUUGGAAGAGAUGGAUUUGCUGUUCGCCAGCAAAAGUCCGUUUGUUUGGGAUGAGGAGAGGAACUUUAGGAAGUUGAAAGCUGAGAUGGAAGAGACUGGGAGAGGGUUUGGAGAAGUUGUAAAAACGAAUGAGGAGAAUCCGAGGGUGUGA
This is a messenger RNA of Marasmius oreades (fairy-ring Marasmius), 1647 nucleotides long. RefSeq lists its product as uncharacterized. Gene Ontology annotation, cellular component: membrane. The transcript has 11 exons. Gene Ontology annotation, biological process: transmembrane transport; carbohydrate transport. Lineage: Eukaryota; Fungi; Basidiomycota; Agaricomycetes; Agaricales; Marasmiaceae. The record is from RefSeq and is a predicted model, not a curated record. Gene Ontology annotation, molecular function: carbohydrate:proton symporter activity. Bases 1 to 1647 code for a protein of 548 amino acids.